Molecule: messenger RNA, 1962 nt
Organism: Sitodiplosis mosellana (orange wheat blossom midge)
Lineage: Eukaryota; Metazoa; Arthropoda; Insecta; Diptera; Cecidomyiidae
Exons: 5
Coding region: 133-1398 (421 amino acids)
Source: RefSeq, a predicted model, not a curated record
GGCACUAUAAUGCACAGAAGAGAUUAUGCGAAUAUUUUUUUCAAUUCGAAUGACAGAACAACAAGCGCUAUUCGGUUAGAACUGACUGCAAUGUAUUAAAGUUACUGCGUUCAGAAAGACAUUUCGUUGAAAAUGAGUAAAGGACAAGACAAAGAAGUCGAUUGGCAACAAGUCAAACAGGACUUGGUUGUACAACGUGAAGAGAAAUGGGACAAAUUCUUUGAUAAAUAUAAGGGUAUGGACAAAGUCAUUGAGGAUGAAGCAUUGUCAGAAUAUUCGGAAAGUGAGUUAACGUCCGGUGAGAGUAAUUCAGGAGAUGAAGUCGAAGUUAAUGAUUUUGAAGAUGAUGACCGUCUGUCCGAAUCGAAUAAUGUACCAGACGAAGGUAAUGUAUCAGAUGCGAAUAGCUGCAUCGAAGUUAGCGACGAUGAUGACGCCAUUUCUACUUUUGUAAAGACGUAUAAAGAGCUGGCACAAAACAAGAUCAAGAUUAUGGAAAAGACAUACGAAGAGCACACCAGAAAUGAUAUCAAGACAAAGGGCAGGAUCGAAAGCCAUCGUCAUUCAAAAUAUACCACCGAAAAAACGGCAGAGGCCACAACGGGUAAUAUGGUCACAAUGGCAAUUGACUCGCCAAUGGCACUGUCAAACGCAAUAAAAAGUAUGAAUAAUUCGACCAAUUCAAGCAUGAAUACCAAUGCAAAUAGUAUGGAGUUAGUGAAGCCAACGAUGUCGCGCGUGGGUGGUGAUGAACCAUCUUCCAAUGCGGUUUCGGCAGUGGAUGAAGCAACGGCAUGUGAGGUGUUCAAAAAGGGGAACGUUCAAUUUCUUAGAAAAACGACCAUCUUAACCACAACUACGAUCACAACCACGAAAGAAGAAAUAACUACCAUCGUACAGCAGAAUGCAGGUGAACAAGGCGAUAUUGGUACGCCAAAGAAAGCAAAUUUGGCCAAACAGCCAAAAUCAACGAAAAAGAAGCGAACAUCUGAUGAACCGAUGCCAGAUUAUGAUGAAAAUGACUAUGACGGAUUCAAUACACCAGGCCGUCGGAAAACUCGAGCUCCCAAUACACCAUCAACAUCGAGUUCAUUCACCGCUCAAGGUUCAUGCAUUGAGGUGAUUCUCACACCAUCGGGCUCCAAAAAUAUUGUCACCAGAAAAGAGAUACAGUACAAAUUGAAUGAAACGAUGCCAAACAGUGCUGAAAAAUGUCCAUCGGUGGUGCGCAAUGUCCGAGCUGACAAAGGAAAGCGAUUGUCGUUAAUGAUGACGCCACAGCCGAAAGCAAUAAUGCCACCCGAAAUACAGUCAGAUAAUUUAUUUCAAAUGGGUAUCGUUCAAAGACCACUCAUCGCCAGAACAACUGACGACAAGGGUUUUGGUGAAAUUCUAUAAAAUUGCCUAAUCGCAUGACCUCGAAAAUUCAGUAUUAUUCAUCGCGUAUUCAACGUAUACAACGGUGAAAUCGCAUAUACUUACAUUAGUUAAUUGCAAAAAAAAAUGUUAGGUUAAGCUCGUUAAUUUUGUCAUUUUCCAAUCGCACAUUCAUACACACUGUUUUUCGUUCAAAUAUAUUUAUGUAUUUUUUUUUUAUGUUAAACACAAAGAGACAUAACAAAGCAGUGGCUGUGAAUCUUCGCCGAGAAUAAUGUUAGUUGAAAACCUAUCGGAACCAGUCCUGUGACAUAGCGCCAAAGAACGCAGCUGCAUUCGAUUUGACAUUGGCUAAAUUUUGCUGCGUAAUCGAUUGUGUGGACGACGACGACGUUCCGCUAGUUUUCGAUGGCGAUUUUCUCUGUAAAAAUAUGAAAUGGCAAAAAUAUCAAAGUUAUUUAUAAGCGUUAACCAAAUAUUAUCAUGUCAAGAAAAACAACAAUCGAAAUAAACAAAAACGGUUAAGCCACACAUAAGAGAUUGUUAAACAAAUCAAAGAAUUCAAUAAAUUUCGUUAAUAUAUGA